CUCUUUUAAUGGACGAGAAGGGCGAAGGCAAUCAGUUUGUCCGCAGUGGGCGCCCGUACGCAGAAGGGCGGGGCGACGUGAGGCAGUCGGGAGCGAAGGCGAGACUGGCGUUGCUAAGCGGGAGGAGGCAGGCGAGGCCAUGUUCCGUAUCGAGGGCCUGGGGCCCAAGCUGGACCCGGAGGAAAUGAAGCGGAAGAUGCGCGAGGACGUCCUCUCCUCGGUCCGCACGUUCCUGCUCUACGUGGCCCUGCUGCGCAUCAUCUGUGCCCCUACUCAGAAGAUUUCACCUCUGGGUUGCUGUGAGUUUUCCGGGCUGUGUAGCCAUGUUCCAGAAGCAUUCUCUCCUGACGUUUCGCCCACAUCUUUGCCAGGCAACCUCAGAGAUUGUGAGCUCCAUACAUUUUAAAGAAGCUGGACAGCAUAUGAAAACACAGGAGAUUAAAGGAUGUCCUGCGUCGACAACCAGGUGGACUGUGGCUGUUGUGCUACUGAACAGGCUGCAAAGAAGAGGCUCCAUAUCCUGACAAACCAUUUUGUACGUUUCUCAUAAAGAUGCCUGGAAAGCUAUAGAAGCGGAAGAAAGAAAACCAAUAACAACUUGUCACUGUUUUUUCCAUGUGUCAGAAUACUGUUUCUUUCCAUUGGUUCAAAUGUGAUCUUGUUCAGAGAGCCCUGAUUUGGGGAACCGGUAAACAAAGUGGGAUGGAACUCUUUCUUUGACGUUUUGGAAUGGCAUUGUUGUCAUUGUACUGCUUCUGUAUGAAGGUUGUCAUCAUUUGAAGCCUCGGGAUAAAUCCUGAAUGUUUGAAAUAAAGUGGAGCAUAUAUUCA
Messenger RNA from Anolis carolinensis (green anole), 830 nucleotides. It is a transcript of the gene tomm5, whose product is annotated as translocase of outer mitochondrial membrane 5. Gene Ontology annotation, cellular component: mitochondrial outer membrane translocase complex. The coding region runs from base 140 to 406 and encodes 88 amino acids. The transcript has 3 exons. The record is from RefSeq and is a predicted model, not a curated record. NCBI's taxonomy places the organism in Eukaryota, Metazoa, Chordata, Lepidosauria, Squamata, Anolidae.